UAAAUUUUGAGGAAACAGAGGAGCACGAAAGAUCAGAGGAAAAAACAAAAAAGGCGAGAGACAGGGAGAGAAAACGGUUUGUAGAGAGAGAGAGAGAGAGAUGGGAGGGGAAGAGGAGAGAGAAGGAGUUAUGGCGAUGGACUUCUUCUGGUCAUACACGGACGAGCCUCAUGCUUCUCGCAGGCGUCAGAUCCUCUCUCAGUACCCUCAAAUCCGACAGCUCUUUGGCCCCGAUCCCUUUGCUUUUCUCAAGAUUACUAUGGCUGUUUUACUUCAGCUAUGGACCGCUACUUACCUCGACAAUGCAGGGUGGUUGAAGAUAUUGAUGAUGGCCUACUUUUUCGGCUCUUUUCUCAACCACAACCUCUUCUUAGCCAUUCAUGAGCUCAGUCACAAUCUUGCCUUCUCUACUCCCGUCUACAACCGCUGGCUUGGGAUUUUCGCCAACCUCCCAAUCGGUGUGCCCAUGUCAGUCACCUUCCAAAAAUACCACCUUGAGCACCAUCGCUUCCAAGGAGUCGAUGGCAUAGACAUGGACAUUCCCAGCCUCACCGAAGCCCAUCUUGUGACAAAUGUUGUUGCAAAAUCGAUUUGGGUUGUUCUCCAACUCUUUUUCUAUGCUCUCCGGCCUCUUUUCCUCAAACCAAAACCCCCGGGUUUGUGGGAAUUCAUCAAUUUGAUUAUCCAACUAGCCCUUGAUGCUUCCAUGGUUUACUUUUGGGGUUGGAAAUCUCUUGCUUAUUUGAUCCUUUCCACAUUCCUUGGCGGUGGGAUGCACCCAAUGGCCGGUCAUUUUAUUUCCGAGCAUUAUGUGUUUAACAAGGAUCAAGAGACCUAUUCAUACUACGGUCCCUUGAAUCUUAUGACAUGGAGCGUAGGUUACCACAAUGAACACCAUGAUUUCCCCAGAAUUGCAGGGAGCAAGCUUCACAAGGUGAAGGAGAUCGCUCCGGAAUAUUAUGAGGGUAUGGAUUCGUAUAAAUCUUGGAGCCAGGUAAUUUACAUGUACAUUAUGGAUCGAUCAGUUGGACCCUUUAGCCGGAUGAAGAGAGCGCUAUCAACCAAGGCCACUAGGAAAUCUGAAUAAAUGCUUUGUGAGAUACUACUUGCUACCAUUUUUUAUUUCUGAACUCUAUUGUUUGUAGCAGUUUUGAGGGAGAUCGGUAUUAUAGAUUAUAGUUUUAGAUUGACAAGUGAGGGAUUAAUUCAUUGUUUACCAAUUUUUAAAAGAAAUUUUUGUUGUGUUGAUCUGUGUUGCAAGAAGUGUUCAUGUGUGUUGCUGUGACAUAUACGGUUCAUAAACAUGUUUGUUCUCUCUCUAUCUCUCUCUCUCUGCACUUUGUAUGUUUGUUGAGCAGACCAAUCAAGCAUUUUAGAGAA
Messenger RNA from Camellia sinensis, 1380 nucleotides. Its product is annotated as sphingolipid delta(4)-desaturase DES1-like. Gene Ontology annotation, cellular component: membrane. Gene Ontology annotation, biological process: ceramide biosynthetic process. Gene Ontology annotation, molecular function: sphingolipid delta-4 desaturase activity. Lineage: Eukaryota; Viridiplantae; Streptophyta; Magnoliopsida; Ericales; Theaceae. The record is from RefSeq and is a predicted model, not a curated record.